AUAUUUCCAGCCCAUUAUAAAAGCCCAAGUAUCAGCGGUAUUCCAGCACAGAACUUGAUCUGGCGCUUUACGUAACAACACCAAGAUGUGGAAAAUUUCUUUGCUAUUGGCUAUCGGUUGCAUUUGCGUGGCUAGCCAGACGACCAUAUCGCCGCGGGGCCGUGAGAUUUGUCAGCGCGAGAACACCAGAUGUCUACGCAAUCAGGCACGUCUGGGAACUUCCAACGAUGUUACUGCUAUCUUUAACAGCCAAUGCCGAAGGAAUAAUCCCAGUUGGCGCGAUAUUACCCGGUGCCAGUUGGCUGAUGCCACCUGUCAAUUGACUAUAGUGCAGUGUAGGACACUCUCCUGUGAAAAUGUGAGGAGAGCUCUUCAGUCUGGUCCAACCACGGACAGAACUCCUCGCCCUACUCGCACUCCUCGCCCUACUCGCACUCCUCGCCCCACGCGCACUACUCGCCCCACGCGCACUCCUCGCCCCACCCGCACCACUGGCAGACCCCUUCCUCCCACAGAAUCCAUCGAAUAAAAUAUUCAUGCAAAAUGGAAAAUCAGGAAAACUCUUAUGAAUAAAAAUAAACACCUCAAUGCUCUCUAA
Messenger RNA from Drosophila obscura, 598 nucleotides. RefSeq lists its product as uncharacterized. Lineage: Eukaryota; Metazoa; Arthropoda; Insecta; Diptera; Drosophilidae. Bases 86 to 529 code for a protein of 147 amino acids. The transcript has 3 exons. The record is from RefSeq and is a predicted model, not a curated record.